UAAGUAAAGAGAUAGUGGUUGUUUUAGCUGGUAAAGUGGAUGCAUUAACCUCGUGUUCAUUAUUAUUAACCUAUGCUUAGUGAGAUAUGAAGGAAGUGAUAUUAGCUAUUAUAACCUUCGUAUGUAGCGUAUUUUUAGUUUUUGUCUUUGUGUUAUUUUGUUGGUACAUUGUGUGGAAGUGUUGUCUGUCGAAGUUCCGAUUCGUGCGCGAGCUUCUAGGUGGUAUGUCAGAUAGCCCCCCGGCAUCUGAGAUCAGGCAGCCUAGUAAAACAAGGAAAACUCGAAGAGAAUAAUUUAAAAAAAAAAACACAAGAUGAAUAUUCGGUGUGCGAGGCCAAGUGACCUGAUGAAUAUGCAGCACUGCAAUCUGCUGUGCUUGCCUGAAAACUACCAAAUGAAGUACUAUUUCUACCAUGGACUGUCAUGGCCACAACUCAGCUAUGUUGCUGAGGAUGAGAAGGGACACAUUGUUGGCUAUGUAUUAGCUAAAAUGGAAGAGGAUGGUGAAGACAACCGCCAUGGUCACAUCACAUCCCUGGCCGUAAAGCGGUCGCACCGUCGCCUUGGGCUUGCACAGAAACUUAUGAACCAAGCUUCACUUGCUAUGGUGGAAUGUUUUCAGGCUAAAUAUGUAUCCCUACACGUGAGAAAAAGCAACAGAGCAGCUCUCAACUUGUACACCAACAGUCUUGGCUUCAAAAUCCUAGAGAUUGAGCCCAAGUACUAUGCUGAUGGAGAAGAUGCCUACUCCAUGAUGCGUGACCUCAGCGCCUUUGCUGCAGAAAGCAAAGACACCCAGCCUACUGAGAACCUGGAAAUCAAAUCUGAAUCAGCCAUUAUAUCACAGUGCUGAUUGAUAUUUAUGUAAAUAAAGCAUUUAACACUAAUUUAA
Molecule: messenger RNA, 892 nt
Organism: Helicoverpa zea (corn earworm)
Lineage: Eukaryota; Metazoa; Arthropoda; Insecta; Lepidoptera; Noctuidae
Gene: vnc
Product: N-alpha-acetyltransferase 10
Exons: 5
Coding region: 314-853 (179 amino acids)
Biological process (GO): N-terminal peptidyl-glutamic acid acetylation
Cellular component (GO): NatA complex
Molecular function (GO): protein N-terminal-serine acetyltransferase activity; protein-N-terminal-glutamate acetyltransferase activity
Source: RefSeq, a predicted model, not a curated record